Molecule: messenger RNA, 1773 nt
Organism: Chrysochloris asiatica (Cape golden mole)
Lineage: Eukaryota; Metazoa; Chordata; Mammalia; Afrosoricida; Chrysochloridae
Gene: TKTL1
Product: transketolase-like 1
Exons: 13
Coding region: 1-1773 (590 amino acids)
Molecular function (GO): thiamine pyrophosphate binding; transketolase activity
Source: RefSeq, a predicted model, not a curated record
AUGGCGGAGGACCCUGGGCCUGAUGCAGAGACGAUUCAGGUGCUGCGGGACAUGGCCAACCGCCUGCGCAUCAGGUCUAUCAGGGCCACAUGCUCCUCCAGCACCAACCAUCCCACAACCAGCGGCAGCGCUGCUGAGAUCAUGUCUGUGUUGUUCUUCUACACUAUGAGGUACAAACAGUCAGAACCAGAGAACCCGGACAACGACCGUUUCAUCCUGUCCAAGAGACUGUCGAACGUAGAGGUGUUAUCGGGCUGGCUGGAGCAGGGCCUAGGUGCUGCGUGUGGGAUGGCUUAUACUGGCAAGUACUUUGACAAGGCCAGCUACCGGGUGUACUGCCUGCUGGGAGACAGCGAGUGCUCAGAAGGCUCUGUCUGGGAGGCCUUGGCCUUUGCUUCCCACUACAACCUGGACAACCUUGUGGCCAUCUUCGACGUGAACCGCUUGGGGCCAAGCAGCGCCCUGCCCCUCGAGCAAUGCAUAACCAUCUACCAGAAGCGCUGCGAGGCCUUUGGGUGGAAUACUUUUAUGGUGGAUGGUCAUAACGUGGAGGCGCUGUGCCAGGCAUUUGAGCUAGCAACUCAAGUGAAGAACAAGCCCACAGCUGUGGUGGCCAGGACCUUCAAGAGCCGAGGGAUUCCGACUGUUGAGGGUGCUGAAAAUUGGCAUGGAAAGCCAAUGCCAAAAGAGCGAGUCGAUGCAAUUAUUAAACUGAUUGAGAGCCAGAUAGAGACCAACAGUGAGCUCGUGCCAAAGCCCCCUGUGGAAGACUCGCCUCUCAUCAACAUCAUGGAGGUAAAACUGACUGUACCACCUAACUACAGAGUCGGAGACAAGGUGGCUACUCGGAAUGCAUAUGGUCUGGCUCUGGCUAAACUGGGCCACGAAAAUGAGAGAGUCAUCGUCCUCGAUGGUGACACCAAGAACUCCACCUUCUCAGUGACGUUCCAGAAGGAGCACCCCGAGCGGUUCAUCGAGUGUUUCAUUGCCGAGCAGAACAUGGUUAGCGUGGCCCUGGGCUGUGCUACACGUGGGCGAACCAUUCCUUUUGCUAGUACUUUUGCUGCGUUUUGGACUCGAGCAUUUGAUCAGAUCCGGAUGGGAGCCAUCUCUCAAACGAACGUCAACCUUGUUGGCUCUCACUGCGGAGUGUCCGUAGGUGAGGAUGGCCCCUCACAGAUGGCUCUGGAGGAUCUGGCCAUGUUUCGCGUCAUUCCCGAUUGCACAAUUUUCUAUCCAAGCGAUGCUGUCUCCACAGAGCAUGCUGUUUAUCUGGCCGCCAACAUCAAGGGCUUGUGCUUCAUCCGGACCACCCGGCCAGAAACCACUGUGAUUUAUGGCCCGGAAGAGCUCUUUGAGGUGGGACAGGCCAAGGUCAUCCGCUACAGUAACAAUGACAAGGUCACGGUGAUUGGAGCUGGGGUGACUCUGCAUGAAGCCUUGGCUGCUGCCGAUGAGCUUUUCCAACAAGGUAUUCUUAUCCGUGUCAUCGACCUGUUCACCAUUAAACCCCUGGAUAUUGCCACCAUCAUUUCCUGUGCCCACGUCACCAAUGGCCACAUAAUUACUGUGGAGGACCACUACCCAGAAGGUGGCAUUGGGGAAGCCGUCUCUGCAGCUGUUGCCAUGGAGCCUGGCAUCGUCGUCCAUCAGUUGGCAGUAUCAGGAGUGCCGCAAAGUGGGCAGGCCAGCCAACUGCUGGAUAUGUUCGGAAUCAGCGCCAGGCACAUCGUAGAGACCGUGAAGGGCAUCGUCAUGACCGAGAAAAACUGA